AUGGCACCCAAAAUUACAACCAACACCGCCUUAACGACAUCAUCAUCAUCCUCUUCAUCUGGCAAACUCAACAGGACAUUAAAAAAGCCCAUGUCAUCAUCAUCACAAAGACCACGCAUCAAUCUCAACUAUGCCUUGUAUUUACAUCGUGAAGAGCUGCAAAGACGUCGCAUGUCAAAGAUGCGUGUAUCGCAAACAAAGUUGAUGUUAACCCACGAAUUAAUCACCAACACCAUAAAAAAUAUUGACAAAUGUUCGGCGGAUGAUCUACAAUCGUUGAGCCGUGAAACGGUAUUUAAAAAUAAUCUUCAACGUCAUAUCGCCCGUCAGCGACAUCAUCAAUAUUUGCAAAUGUUAAGAAUGAAACAACAACGAAACGCUACAGUGGCUCAAUGCAAUACAAAUGCAACACAAAUUCCUCAGAAAUUGUCAACGGUUAACAACAACUGUAUUCGACCGUCAAUGUCGAUGAAUUGUUAG
Molecule: messenger RNA, 480 nt
Organism: Musca vetustissima
Lineage: Eukaryota; Metazoa; Arthropoda; Insecta; Diptera; Muscidae
Exons: 1
Coding region: 1-480 (159 amino acids)
Source: RefSeq, a predicted model, not a curated record